Messenger RNA from Trichoderma citrinoviride, 1161 nucleotides. Its product is annotated as putative translation initiation factor. Bases 1 to 1161 code for a protein of 386 amino acids. The transcript has a single exon. The record is from RefSeq and is a predicted model, not a curated record. Gene Ontology annotation, molecular function: S-methyl-5-thioribose-1-phosphate isomerase activity. NCBI's taxonomy places the organism in Eukaryota, Fungi, Ascomycota, Sordariomycetes, Hypocreales, Hypocreaceae.
AUGUCGCUCCUGCAGGCCGUCAAAUACCAGCGAGGCAAGCUCGAGGUCCUGGACCAGCUGCUUCUCCCCCACGAAUUCCGCUAUGACACCGUAUCGACAAGACAAGAGGCCUUUGACAGCAUCGCCACCAUGCGAGUGCGAGGCGCCCCGGCCAUCGCCAUCGUCGCCAGCCUGGGCCUCGCCGUCGAACUGCACAACAACUCCGUUUCAGGCACUUCCGACGGCGAAGUGAUUGCGCAGAUUGACGAGGCGUUGGACUACCUCAAGGAGAGCAGGCCGACAGCCGUCGAUCUGACCAACGCCAUCAACCAGCUCAAGGCGACCAUUCGGACGGCCGACGGAAAGGGCAAAGAGGCCAUCGUGCAGGCCUUCAUCGAAGAGGCGGAGAGGAUAUUCGAAAAGGACCUGCAGAGCAACCUCUCGAUAGGCGACCACGGCGCACAAUGGCUCCAGGCAAGGGCUGGCGCUUCGCCUGACCACAAGAUCUCCGUCCUGACGCACUGCAACACUGGCGCGCUCGCCACCUCGGGCCACGGAACCGCGCUCGGAAUCAUUCGCACCCUCCAGUCCAAGGGGUACCUGAAGCACGCCUUCUGCACCGAGACUCGGCCAUACAACCAGGGUAGCCGAUUGACGGCGUUCGAGCUCGUCCACGAGGGCAUCCCCAGCACGCUCAUCACAGACUCCAUGGCCGCUGCUCUCUUCCGAACCAAAAAGGCAGAGAACAACAUCGCAGCCGUCAUAGUGGGUGCUGACCGUGUCGUCCGCAACGGCGAUACCGCCAAUAAGAUUGGCACCUACCAGCUGGCCGUGCUGGCCAAGCACCACGGAAUCAAGUUCAUCGUUGCCGCCCCGACAACGAGCAUCGACCUGGAGACCAAGACUGGCGACGGUAUCAAGAUUGAGGAGCGUAAGAGGGAAGAGUUGACACAGAUCUCGGGCGCAGUCGUCGGACCGGAUGGUCGCGUCGAUGGAAACAACAAGGUCCGAGUUGCGACGGCCGACCAGCGAAUCGACGUCUGGAACCCUGCGUUUGAUGUCACUCCCGCAGAGUUCAUCGACGUGGUCGUGACGGAGAAGGGUGCUGUUGAGAAGGGACCUGAUGGCACCUUUGACUUGAGCCAGAUUCUGCCUGAGCGAUGGGCGAAGCUGGUUGGUUAA